AUGGUGGGAGAGAAGGUCCGGAAAGCUGUGUGCUGGGCCACAGUGACUCUGCAUUGUUUCCAGAGAGCAGUCAGAGAUUUGUGGGUUUGAGUGUCUCCCUCAAACGGUGCCCAGUGCCGUGUGUUGGUACAUGUGAUGAGAGUCUCAGUGGAGUACUCACAUUCCAAGAAGAAGGACACCAUGGACAGCCUGGAGAAGCAAUUGAUUUGCCCCAUCUGCCUGGAGAUGUUCACGAAACCUGUGGUCAUCCUGCCCUGCCAACACAACUUGUGUCGCAAGUGUGCCAAUGACAUCUUUCAGUCGUCGAAUCCAUACCUGCCAACCCGGGGCGGGACAACGGUAGCCGCUGGGGGCCGUUUCCGCUGCCCGUCAUGCAGACACGAGGUGGUUCUGGACAGACACGGGGUGUAUGGACUGCAGAGGAACCUACUUGUAGAGAACAUUAUUGACAUGUUUAAACAGGAAUCCAGCAGCUCCACUGGCGACAAGCCUGGACUGGAGAGAAAGUGUGACCAACCCACAUGUGAGGAGCAUGAGGAUGAGAAGAUCAAUAUUUACUGUGUCACAUGUGCCAUUCCCACCUGCUCCAUGUGCAAAGUUUUUGGCUCACACAAGGACUGUGAGGUGGCACCGCUGAAAACUGUGUACCAAACUCAGAAGGCAGAACUCACAGAUGGAAUAGCCAUGCUGGUAGGAAACAACGACAGGAUGCAGGGCAUCAUCAGCCAGCUGGAAGAGAUGUGCAAAACUAUAGAAGAGAAUAGCAGGAGGCAGAAGUCACAGGUGUGUGAGAAGUUUGAUCACCUGUACUCUAUUCUGGAAGAUCGGAAGGCUGAGAUGAACCUGAAGAUCAAUGCUGAGCAGCAAGAGAAGCUAGACUACAUUCGGGGACUACGAAGGAAGUAUGGGGAUCACCUUGAGAUGAUGUCCAAGAUUGUUGAGACAGGCAUUCAAGCCAUGGAUGAGCCUGAGAUGGCCCUCUUUCUGCAGAAUGCAAAGCCACUUCUACAAAAAAUCAGCGAGGCCUCCAAUAUCUCCCACUUGGAUAAGGUGGAGCGUGGCUAUGAGAACAUGGAUCACUACAGUGCAAACUUCAAGAAGCAGGGGGAAGCAAUACACAGCAUAGACUUCAUAAAAGAUGAGGAGGAAGAUGAGGAAGAUGAAGAUGAUGAGGGGGCAGAAGAGGGCAGAGAGGAAGGUGACACAGCUGGGGAGGCUCACGUGAGUUCAGCACAGUCAAGUGGAGGUGCUGGUGGGGGAGCACAGCUAAAUGAGCAGCAGCCGCCACCACCACCAAUGCCUCCACAAGCCCUGCCCGCAACCAGUCCUACUGCUCCACCUACAGUUGCACCAAAGGCCGCAACCACAUCCACCGCACCACAGACAACAGAAGUCCCAGGACAGGCUGGGAGGGGAGGUGUGGAACCAACCCUGUAUCCCAGCUGGUACCGGCUUCCGGGGCUGUCAGUACCACCAGGUCCGGUACAGACUGGGGAAGGCAUGGCCAGUGGGGUGGGGCAAAGGCAGAAGGGCGGGGCAGCAGCUACUGAGAGUGCAGACGGAGCAGGGAAGGAGCCUGGCUCCUCAACAGCGACGGCCUCCUCCCAGGUGUCCCAGGACUCACCUGCGGGGGCCGCAGGUGCCCCCCCGGAGGACAGAGGAGAACCUUCCCGCCACGUGUUUUCCUUCUCCUGGCUCAACGCCCUCCAGUGACCACCGUCGGCUUUGAAGAUCUUCACCUUAAGCCUUUUGUCGGCUUCCUCGCGCACCGCUGCUGUUGUUGUAGUACCUUCCAGAGCCGGUGUGUGUUCGCAGUGCAGCUUCAGCUUGAGAGACGCGCGCAAGAACGUACACAGCGAAGCAGUGCAAAUUAAGUGCUU
Messenger RNA from Scleropages formosus (Asian bonytongue), 1880 nucleotides. Its product is annotated as tripartite motif-containing protein 54-like. Lineage: Eukaryota; Metazoa; Chordata; Actinopteri; Osteoglossiformes; Osteoglossidae. The transcript is spliced from 10 exons. The record is from RefSeq and is a predicted model, not a curated record. Gene Ontology annotation, cellular component: cytoplasm. The coding region runs from base 136 to 1713 and encodes 525 amino acids. Gene Ontology annotation, biological process: regulation of microtubule cytoskeleton organization. Gene Ontology annotation, molecular function: zinc ion binding.